Messenger RNA from Onychostruthus taczanowskii (white-rumped snowfinch), 4132 nucleotides. RefSeq names its product transcription termination factor 1 (gene TTF1). The record is from RefSeq and is a predicted model, not a curated record. The transcript is spliced from 12 exons. The coding region runs from base 447 to 2573 and encodes 708 amino acids. Lineage: Eukaryota; Metazoa; Chordata; Aves; Passeriformes; Passeridae.
GCCCGGCGGGCCCGGGGAGGGGGUGGCGGGGCCGGGAGGGGCUGCGGGCUCCUCACACCGACCCCGGAGCUGCCGAGAGCGCUGUGGGAGCGCUGGGAGUCUCCCUCGGUAGCCCCGGAGCGGCGGGGUCCGGCCCGGCCGCGCUCAGCCGGGGUUUAUCGGUAUCUGGGCCUAGGGGCGAGCUGCGCUUUGUGCUUUGAGCGCGGAGCUUUCGGGGCCGCUCGUUCCCCUCGCUGGCGGGGAGGGGAUGCCCGGGACCGGCCGGCGGUGCGAGCCGCCCUGGGAAUGCGAGAUUCAAGGGCGCAUGUUUCAAACGUGAGGCGGGGGUGUUGCGUGGGAAGCACUUUGGAGGCUGGGGGCAGCUGUGAUGCACAUCUGUUUGACAAAGGAGGCAUCAGCUUUUCCUAGGCACUUUACAAAACUAACUGGAUUGAAAAAGAAAAAAGAUGAAAGGCAAAGCACAUGCAGGUGAUUUUCAAGUCCAGGAUGUUGUCAAGAAGAAGAAAAAGAAGAAGAGGAAAUCAAAUGAGUCCAACAACCAUGAAUAUGCUGAAACUGUGGAAGAUGCAGAGCCUGGCCACAUUUCCCCAGUGCUUUUUGAAGAUCCAGCAGCACAGGGCAAGGAGGGCAGGGAAAAGAAGAAAAAACUGAAAAAAAAGGCUGAGAAGCAGCAGACUGUGCUGGAUAAUUACUUUGUGAAGGUGGAACAUGGGAUCAGCAAUGGGACUGGAGCAGCUGCUUCCCCGAGGAAGAAGAGGAAGAGGAAGGGUGAGGAGAGCAGCCACGAGCUCAGCGAUGCCAGCUGUGUCCCUGUGAGCCAGGAGUGCCAGGAGGGUGCUGCUGGUUAUGUUUAUUCUAAAAAACACAAGAAGAAAAGGAAACUGAAGCAGCCUGAAGAGGAGGAGGAGGUGUGUGAGCUGCCUCCCUCAGAGGAACACAGCAAGGGCCACAAAGAGAAAGCCAAAAAAAAGAGGAAGAAGAGGAGGGAGGGCCGUGGCCAGGGGGACACAGGUGGAGCAGCUGAGCCACUGCUGUCACCCUCGGAGCAGGACAGGGGGUGGCCUUCACCUGCGGCUGAGGAUGGAGGCUGUGAUGCUUCUUCUGGCAUCACUGAGGUCUCCGUGGAGCUCCCUGCUGGCUUUUCCACACCCAGUAAAGCAGCUGGGAGAGCUGCAAAGACUGCAGCACUUGCUACAAAGGCCCCUAAAAGCAGCCCUUAUGUCAUGGAAGACAGCUCUUCAGAGUCUGAUGUGAUGACUCCAAAAGCCUUGGGGUCACGUGAAGAGCAGCAGAAGCAGCAGAACAAUUCCUUUGCUGAACUGGCAGCCUCUGAUGAGGUCAGUGUGGAUGGUGAAGAAGGGCUGGACUCUGCCAUGACUUCAUUUGUGGAUUUGGAUACUGCAAGACAAGAACUGGAAGAGUUUAUUCCUCAUGUGAAGAAUAUAUCAGACAGUUCAAUCAAGAAAAUGGCUGGAAGAGACCUAAUGAGGUUUAAGGAGUUUAAAAAACAGGGUAUAGCUGUCAAGUUUGGCAGAUUUACCCAGAAAGAAAACAAACAAAUCCGGAAAAACGUUGAAGAGUUCUUAGCACUUACUGGAAUAGACAGUGCUGAAAAACUUUUGUUUACCUCGAGGGAUCCAGAAAAUAAACACACCAUCCAGCGCCUGAAAACAGAACAUCAUUUUUGUGAAAAAAUCUCUGAGGGCAUCCCCCGGCCCUGGAGGUUGAUAUAUUAUCGAGCAAGGAAGAUGUUUGACCCAAAUAAUUAUAAAGGAAGGUAUACUACAGAAGAAAAAGAGCAAUUAAAGAAGUAUCAUGCUCUGCAUGGCAACGAUUGGAAGAAGAUUUCUGAGUUGAUGUCCCGUUCUAACCUCUCAGUUGCUAUGAAAUUCUCUGAAAUCAAGUCAGCUAUUAACUAUGGUCCUUGGACAGAGGAAGAGACCCAGAAAUUAGUGAGUGCAGUGAAAGAUGUGAUGAGGAGAAAGCUGAGAACAGAAAAGCCAAGCUCUCUUUCCUCCCUGGAAGAAUCAAACACGGAUGUCUGGAUCGACCGCGAGCAGCUGUACCAGCCCCUGCCAUGGACUGAGAUUGAAACCAAAGUGGGGAGUCGGUACUGGAGACAAUGCAAACAGAAAUGGAAUUCAAUUUUAACAAACAAAUUGACCAGAGGGCAGAAGUUGCACAGAGGGACCAAUGGAUUACGGACCAAGAUCACUCUUAUUAAAAGGUUGUAUGAAACAAAAGCAGAGGAUGCCAGUGAAGUAAACUGGGAUGAACUCAGUAGUGCUAUGGGAGACGUUCCUAGAGCCUAUGUUCAAUCCAAGUUUUAUAGGCUAAAAGUGUCCUUUGUCCCUUUAUGGAAAAGAAGGACUUUCUCUGAAAUCAUUGACUAUCUGUAUGAAAAUACACUCCCAGAACUUGAAGAAAAGUUAAGGGAAGAAGAGGGGAAAUGCAAUAACUUGGUCAGUUCAACAGCCAGUCAGCAGCAGAAGGCUUUCAGAUUCAGUGACAUUUUUGACUCCAAUGACGAGAGACUCAAUGACAUUUUUGACUCCAGUGAUGAGGGUGAUUAAUGGAUUGUCCUAAAAGCAAUGCCUGAUUUGCAUAUUUAACUGCAAAUGGGUCUGGUUGAAAGUGGGUGCAGCUCACCACCUGCAAGUACCAGGCUGCUGAUGAUGGGAAGAGCCAGGAUAGGCACCUCUGAUUGCCUUGUUUCAUCUUGGAGAUUGAGUUAAACAGAGCUUUUGUGCCACAUUUUAUUUACUUCAGCUCUGGUUUUAGAAGUUUUCAUGUAAGCAUACAAGUUGCUUUCUAAAUGUCUCAAAAUACUUUUUUUUUUGGUGGAGUUGAGAGCUGCUGUUUUCCCUUUAUGAAUGAACUUGGUUUUCACAACUUUAUUUUUUUUAAAUUCAUGACACUGGAAAAAGGUUUCAGUUUGCUUUUAAAACUGUAAUAAUCAAGUCUUAAGACAACUGUGUUGAUGAAAACAGCACAACUUUUAGUGUGUUUUUUUUUUUUUUUUAAACAGGUAUCUUAUUCUUAAAAGCAACUGCUUUUAUUUUUGAUGCAGACUUAUACUUUUCUCAACCCUUUUAGAGAAAAAAAGACUUUUGUCUGUUACUGUUCAUCAUUGCAUGCUAACCAAAACAAAUAUGUUGUAUUUAAUAUUUGGAAUACAGAGACAAAACAGUGUAUAUAUAUACAUAUGCAUACAUAUAUAUUUUUAUUUUGCCAAGGAGAAUUUCUACGUUUUAAUAAGAAAAUUAAGUAAUAAGAUGGAGGUUGUGCUUGUGUUUUGUAUGAUAAUUUUAACUCUCUGCCUGAAGUGAUUAUUUGUAAAUUGACUCAAUUAAUGUAAAAAGCCCCAAAGAUAUCUUAUUAUGUAAAUUCUUUAUAAGGCUUGUUUAUAUUUCCCAUGUGCUGUACUAGACAGUAAAGCAAGAAGACUCAGUCCCUGCUUUUUCAGGGUCAUUUUGAUAAGUGACAAUUUCCCUCUUCAAUUCUAUUAAUCAUCAAUGAAAAUCCAGAACUUUCAAUGGCUUGAAAUAAAGGCCUUGUUGGAGGGUCUGGAAGGUGACUUACAGCAAGGGAUUUUAAAGAAAAACUUCCCAUAUUUAAUUGUGUCUGGCUUUAGUCUCUCUGAAGAUAGAAAGCACUGGGAUUUUUGGGAGACAGGCAAAACCUCCCCUGCACCAGCCACUGCUUUGAGGCAAAAGUUUUCCAGCUAAGAGAUGAAAUGGGAUGGGGGAAGGAAAACACACACCACUUCCACUUAGGUCUUUGUGUGUUGCUUCAUGGGUUUGAAGAUUAAAAACUGAAAAACUUGAAUUUCUGAACCUAAAACGUUUGUCUUUUUUAAGGUGUUGGUUUUUUUUUUUUUUCCCCCUGGAAAAUGGAGAUGCUCUGUAUUGUGUGCAGGCAAGAGCACAAACAAUGCCUGGUUGUGGAGUUUGUAAAGUAAAUCUUGCAGAAAUAAACUUUGUCUCCAUGCUGAGAUGUAUUUUAUUCUUUGCUUUAAAAGAAAACAGUUGUGGCUAAGUGGAAUGCACCUCACUCCAAAGAGAGUGAAAAGAAUACUUUGACAGAGUUCAAUGAAGUUGAUGGAAUUUAAUAAAGUUUUAACAGUGGUUUA